Molecule: messenger RNA, 783 nt
Organism: Populus nigra (black poplar)
Lineage: Eukaryota; Viridiplantae; Streptophyta; Magnoliopsida; Malpighiales; Salicaceae
Exons: 1
Coding region: 1-783 (260 amino acids)
Source: RefSeq, a predicted model, not a curated record
AUGGAUAACACCUCCUUUCUUACUUUACUGGUUUAUGUUGAUGACAUUAUCGUUAUUGGUAACUGUUCCUCUUCCAUUGCAUCACUUAAAUCCUUCCUACACAAACAAUUUCAAAUUAAAGAUCUUGUCUGCUUACGAUAUUUCCUCAAACUCGAAGUUGAUAGACCCUUGACAAGUAUUCAUCUAUGUCAAAGAAAGUAUGCUCUCGACAUCUUGGCUGAUUCAGGUACCUUGGCUAGCAAACCUCUCAAAUUGCCCCUUGAACAUAACUUCAAGCUCAACAAGACUUAUAGGGUUCCCUUACCAGAUCCCAGCUCCUAUCAUCAUCUCAUUGGUCGUAUUUUAUAUGUCACCAUCACUAGACCAGAUAUUUGUUAUCCCGUCCAAAUCCUUAGCCAGUAUAUGGACACUCCCACGACUACACAUCUCGCAACAGCUCACCGAAUCCUUUGUUACAUCAAGUCUGCACAUUUCCAGGGCAUUCUAUUGUCUUCUCCUUCACAGAUUCAACUCAGAGCCUUUUGUGACUCUGAUUGGGCCUUAUGUCCUGAUACUAGGCGGCCAGUCACGGGUUACUGCAUAUUUUUUGGCAACUCCCUUAUUUCUUGGAAAUCCAAGAAACAAUCUAUCAUAUCCCUCUCCUCAGCUGAGGCAGAAUACCGGUCUAUGGCUUCCACUUGCUCAGAACUAAACUGGCUUUGUUAUCUCCUUCAAGAUCUUCAUGUAUCUCAUCACAACUACUCAAGCUGCUUUGCACAUUGCUGCCAAUCUGGUUUUCCAUGA